AUGCGGCGUCUGCGCGUGAAGAAAAUCAUACGUCAGCGGGUCAGGAAAGCUAAGUUGCGAUUGGCAACUUUACGAAGCAAGGCAAAAGAGCAAGGAGCACUGGCCAAGAAGGCAAGUUCAUCAUGCGCACUGGUGGCUCAAGCGCCGAGCACAACUCGGGACAGGCUGGUGCACGAGUGUCGAGGGUUGCUCCAUUUUCUUUGGCUUCAUCAUAGCCACCCUUUCGAUCGGCGACCAAGCGAAAUCAUGAAGCGUCACCCUACUGGUGAGUGGGAUAUCGGUUUUGACUUGUGGUUUGAUUGGGACAGCGUGCAGCCCGUCACCCACACAGUCAGUGGAAUGCCGAAUGGUGUGUGGGGGGACACCAGCAGCUCUUGGUUGCGUGUGGAGUUGAAAGACAUGGACGGCCCACCCAUGGAAGAUUCACAUGCUUGGUGCGAGCCAAUUGUGGGCUAUCAUGGCACCAGAUGGCCAAAGUUGCCGUGGAUUUUGCAGCAGAAACGCUUGCGUGCUGGGCCGCGCAUAGCUGGUGGGACGCGUGGCGUUUGGAGCUCCACCAGCUUCCAAGUUGCAGAGGCGUACGCUUGGCCGGAGCCACUGGCUGGAGCAUCCAAAAGGCCCUGGAACCCGUGGAAGGUAGAAGCAGAGCCGGGUUCGGUGUCUGAGGAACGGUUCCAAGUUGUUCUCGAGAUGGAACUCCGUGAGUGGCGCCGCCACACGCCCUACAUUUUGGUAACCCAAGACGAGGCGAAGGCGACACUCAAGGCCUUGCACCUCCGAUGCUGGCGAGAAGGAGCGUUGGACCAUGUAGGCCUUCGGCAAGGUUACUAUCCUUCUAGCUUCAUGCCUAAUGGUGAGCGGCUGGACUUCGUGCCCGGAGGGUCGCUGGAUGCGAGGCCGGCACUUCUGCAGCAGCGAGUUCAACCACGCCAGCUGCCGAAGUUGGCUGCGGAGACUUGCAACAAUGAGUGUGAUGUGAAGAAGACCAUGCGGCUACACGUACCGAACGUUGACAUGACCGCGCUGUGUUGGGACUCUGUUGCGGCCGUUGUGCAAGACAAUGAUGCCAUCCGUGAUCAGCUGUGCCAGUUUUUGCGAAAGUCUUACACCGUUGCGGUGCAACAUGCAACCUCACCAGUGGCAUUGCUGUCAGGUUGGGCCACCGAAGUGGCCGGGCGUAUGGCGCUGGUUGCUUGGCAAACUCCGACACUCAGCCAGUCCACUGCGCGCGACAUCGUUGCCGUUUUGAAGCUGAUGUUGAGGGGUGGCGCGUUGCCGCCGAGAAUGGCAAAACAAAAGACUUGGGAUGCAGCUUUGGAGGAUCAGCUCCGAGACAUCCUGGCGGCGCAGCUUUCUGGUGUGCUCCCUUCUGACAUGAUGAUCCUGCCGGAGUAA
Molecule: messenger RNA, 1395 nt
Organism: Symbiodinium natans
Lineage: Eukaryota; Dinophyceae; Suessiales; Symbiodiniaceae
Source: the annotation of a GenBank genome assembly